AUGGCGAUGAUGGCUGGCCGUGUGCUGCUGGUGUGUGCCCUCUGCGUGCUGUGGUGUGGUGCUGCGGUGGUGGCGUCGUCGUUGCCUGGUGCUACCACUGUCCAAAGUGCUUGGUCGGAGUAUAUGUUCCUAAAUUGGCAUGAACUGCUAAAGAACGAGUGCAAGGCGGAAAAUGCUACAGAAACGAAUUUUGAUGAGUCAGCUGUGAAGUGUUGUGUUCAUAAUGCGAUGAGGGAGCUUUGCUACGAUGUUUACGGUAAGACUGUCAUGGAAAAUAAAGACGCUAAUGUUGGGGUUAUUUGCAAAGAGUAUGCUGGAGAACCAAAUCAUGCUGGUGAAUGCCCAAAACAGCAACAGAACCCGUUGCCUGAUGCGGAAGCUACAGUGGGACUAUCAGUUCCAGAAGUACCGGGAAAGGAAAGAAGUUUGAGAGCACCAGCGGCAGCACCACCGGGAGCAUCAACGGCAAAACCAACAGAUCCACCACCAUCACUGCCUGUGGAAGGACAACAUGACGGUGCAGAUGACAUGCCGGGGCCAAAUUCAGAAGAAACCUCAGAGAGCAUGAAGACAACCAAAGAUUUGGCAGAAGAGGACAUUGUCACCACCGCAGACACCAAACAAAAUGAAGCAUCUAACGGUCAGACCGAAGCAACCACAAAAACACCUCCGCAAGCCAGCGAUGAUGAUGAUAACGAAACGGACAAGGGCACUGGAGAAGAUACUCCGAACAAUGCACCGGAGUCCGAUGUUUCCGAGACAGAGGAAAACCACGAUGAAAACAAAGGCAAUAAUUCGAAGGAAACACCGGUCCAAGUUGCGGGUAUAAAAACUGUCACGGCGAAGCCUGACGACAGUGACGGCAGCACCGCGGUCUCCCACACCACCUCCCCUCUUUCGCUUCUUCUUCUUGUUGUUGCGUGUGCGGCUGCUGCUGCGGUGGUGGCCGCGUGA
Molecule: messenger RNA, 954 nt
Organism: Trypanosoma cruzi
Lineage: Eukaryota; Euglenozoa; Kinetoplastea; Trypanosomatida; Trypanosomatidae
Product: mucin-associated surface protein (MASP), putative
Exons: 1
Coding region: 1-954 (317 amino acids)
Source: RefSeq, a predicted model, not a curated record